Messenger RNA from Pseudophryne corroboree (corroboree frog), 4227 nucleotides. It is a transcript of the gene FUT4, whose product is annotated as fucosyltransferase 4. Gene Ontology annotation, cellular component: membrane. NCBI's taxonomy places the organism in Eukaryota, Metazoa, Chordata, Amphibia, Anura, Myobatrachidae. The transcript has a single exon. The record is from RefSeq and is a predicted model, not a curated record. The coding region runs from base 735 to 1826 and encodes 363 amino acids. Gene Ontology annotation, molecular function: alpha-(1->3)-fucosyltransferase activity.
GGUGCUGUGAGAAGCUGCUGGUGUGUAGGGCAGGAAUUCUGCUGCUGCUGCUGCACAGCACUGUGAGCCUUCUUCCAAUCCUCUCUGCACUAAGUUCACCUAACACUGGGGCUGCCUGAGGUAAAGGAACAAAGUAUAGGUGCAAUAAGGAAAAGAAAUCUCAGCACUUAACGUGCAUGUGGGAUCAGGCUGGCUGAGGGUGUGGGAGCCUGAAACUCCCAGGCAUCUGCAGCAAGCUGGAAGGAAAAUGAUACCAGCAUGGAAAUCACACGAACACGUCUCCCCUCACUAUCCCUGAAUAAGGAAGCUGACUGCUCUCCGUUCCUUGAGGUUGACCUGCUGCUGCUGCUGUGCCGGUGAGUUUCCUGCCAGCUAACCGCAUGGAAAUUUUUAGCCCCAGUAACUAUAUAAUGCACAGUCAGGACAUGCAGGAAGGUAGGCUGCUUCGUAACAAGUGGCAGGACUUGCAUGCUGAUGGGAGGCAGCUGAACUGAUUUCAAAUUCCAUUUGCUUUUGUUUUUGUUUUGUUUUUGGAAAAAAAAGGUCCUUUCAAUCAGACAAGCAUUGUGGAACAGCCAGGGAAACGGGAACAGAUUAAUUCCUGCCGUACGGCUGAGUACGGAGGUCUACAAGAUUUAUGGGCACCUACAGUACCCGUGGCUGGGAACAACCAGUACUGUUAUCGUCUUUGGCGGUGGAGAACAUCAGUCUGCACUGUACACAAGUAAACAAGCAUGAGAGGAGCAGGUUUGCCGUUGCUGGAGAAACUGCGUGGCUGGAGACCUUGCAGGAGGGGACGCUGGAGGACUCUAAAGUCACAGCUCCUUGUGGCCAGCUUGACAUGUGCCAUGCUGUUAGUGUACGUGUGCACCCAGGACCUGUUGCAAAGUCCUUUGCCUUUCUCAUUGUUAUGGGAAAGUCCUACCAAACCAAGGCAGGUCACAGUCCUCAUCUGGUAUGAACCUUUCGGCAAAAAGAAACGGCUUGGAGACUGCCAUGUACUGUUCAACAUUACCGGCUGCCAACUGUCAACCAACAGGAGCCUUUCACAGGAGGCUGACGCCAUCUUGUUCCAUCACCGAGACAUUGGGGACUAUGUCGACUUUCCUAUGGACAAGCGUCCAGCUUCUCAAAAAUGGAUCUGGAUGAACUUUGAGUCACCAUCACAUUCCGCUUGGCUUUCCACCUUAGGGGGCAUAUUCAACUGGACCAUGUCCUACAGGGUGGAUUCAGACAUAUUUGUGCCAUACGGCUAUUUAUUUUCCAGGAAACGUGCCAAAAUAAUUAUCCCCCGCAAACGAAAGUUGGUCACUUGGGUAAUUAGCAACUGGAAUGAGGAUCACGAGCGAGUUCAGUAUUACAACCAGUUGAGGGAACACAUUGACAUUGAUAUUUACGGGAGGUAUGGAAUGGAUUUAAAAUACGACAGCAUUGUAAAGACUGUGUCAGAAUAUAAAUUUUAUCUUGCCUUCGAGAAUUCCCUGCACACGGAUUACAUCACUGAAAAGUUAUGGCGAAAUGCGUUCAAGUCCAGCGCUGUCCCCAUCGUCAUGGGCCCCAGCCGGUACAACUACGAGAUGUUCAUCCCCAGGAACUCCUUCAUUCAUGUGGAUGAUUUCUCCAGUCCCAGAAAGUUGGCCAUGUAUUUGAAAUUUCUUGAUAGGAACAUUCACAUGUACAGGAGAUAUUUCACGUGGAAAAAAAAGUUUGAUAUCCACGUGACUUCAUUUUGGGACGAGCAUUACUGCAUGGCUUGUGGAACCGUCAAGGCAGCCGGCAAUCGGUAUCAGACGAUAUCAGAUCUCGCAGCUUGGUUUGAGAGCUGAUACUUCCUCUUAGUCCUAAUGACAAUGUGAGCCAUAUCCGGCAAUAUAGGCUUUGCAAGGCUCUACGGAUUCAUAAACUCACUCACUAAUGCCAGAUUAGAGCCAGGAUCUACGGCACGGGAAACCUAAUCUGGAGAAGUCAGAUUUCUAAAGAGACCACGCUAAAAGAUAAAAUUCUUGUAAUGAAAUUCAACCCAAUCUUUUAUGUGUUCUACUUCUCUUUCAUAACAAUUUUAACAAUUUCACAGGUUGUUUUUUUGUUUUUGUUUUUUUUCAUAGUAAUAUUUAUAAUUGUUUUCUUGUUUUGAAUAUCAGUUCAAGAAGGCCUUCUAUCAUGGGAAAUAUUUAUAAACUCAUUAUUUAUAUAGGAUGUGUUUUUAACUUAAGUUUUUCAAAAGUAAGUUAUUUUGCAGGUGGAUUGGAGAUUUGUUUAGACAAAAUGAUUUGAAUAUUUAUGUUUACGUACAUAGAAGAUAAUAUUAUUACUUGAAGUCUAUACUGAGAAAUUAUUUACGGUUCCUUUGGUCUACAAACUGGUUGUGCAGCAAUUUGCAAGGUAAAUGAAUGCACAGAAGCACAGGACGUUACUUACCUUUAUGGGUAAUAUUUUGCUAUGCAAAAGUUAUUUUUGUAGAGUAUAGCAUAGCUGGAAGGCUACAUAUAGACUAACAGUCAGCAUUUAUGCAGAUGGGAGUUAAGAAAGUCACAUUGGGCGGAUGUACUAAGCUUUGGAGAGUGAUAAUGUGGAGAGAGAUGAACUACCAACCAAACAGCUCCUAACAGCCAGCAACAUGGCAUCUAGGAGCUGAUUGGCUGGUAAUUUAUCUCUCCCCACUUUUUUUUCUCUUCAAGGCUUAGUACAAAGGCCCCGUAGUGAGGACUCGGAGGCAGGAACUGAAGCAUACUUACCUGUUUUACAAUAUCCAGGUGGGUGGACUCCCCCACAUGGUGCUAUGAAAUGCAUCUUCAUAGUCCUGCCUCAUUAUACAAUGGGGGUCAUUCCGAGUUGAUCGCUAGCUGCCGUUGUUCGCUGCGUAGCGAUCAGUGAAAAAAAUGGCUAAUCUGCGCAUGCGUAUGCACCGCAAUGCGCACGCGCGUCGUACGGGUACAAAGACCUUUGUGAUUUUGCAAUGGUUCUAGUGACGAUUCCAAACGCACGGCCGAUCGCAAGGAGAUUGACAGGAUGAGGGCGUUUCUGGGUGUCAACUGACCAUUUUCUGGGAGUGUUUGGAAAAACGCAGGCGUGGACGGGUGUUUGCUGGGCGGGUAUCUGACGUCAUUACUGUGUCACUCGUCGCAACAAUCAUCGCACAGGAUAAGUAACUACAGGGCUGGUCUUGUUUUGCACAAAAUGUGUUUGCAGGCGCUCCGCUGCACAGGUGUUCGCACUCCUGCAAAGCGAAAAUACACUCCCCCGUGUGCGGCGACUAUGUGUUUGCACGGUUGCUAAAAACUGCUAGCGAGCGAUCAACUCGGAAUGACCCCCAAUGUUACUAUUUGCAGCAUUGUGCAAGGGAAAGGGGGAUAUGAUAAAGCAACCCAAAGCAGAUAGCGUCACCAAGCUCCCAGACCUCACUUUAGGGGAGGUAGGGCGAUUACAGGAGUCUGGUCUACUUUCCCGAAAAUUCAAGAGUCUCUUGGACAUUCCAGGAAAGUCGGCAAACAGAAUUUUUUUAUUUUUUUAUUUAUCAGAUUGCAGCCUACACCUUUGCUAGAGCUACUGACAACAUUGAGGGAUCCAGCACAAAAUGGGCAUUGAAAGCGUUGGAUUAUGUUGAGUAGUAAUAUUUAACCCACGUGUGUUGGCCGCUGAGAACAUGGUGUUAUGGGGUAGAUUUAUCAAAUCUUGGAGCGAAAUAAAGUACUAGUCAGCCUCUACCUGUGGCUGCGCAAGUAAAAUGACAGAAUUGGUUUCUAUGAGCAAUGUCUCUACUUUAUCUCUCUCCAAGGCUUGAUAGAUCUCCCCCUAUGACUCCAAAUUUGCUGAACCCAUAUCAACAUAUCAGAUGUUUGAUCUUAUUUUGUAAACAGCACUAGAAAAUACACAGAACCCCAGCACUGCCCUACUUUUCAGCCACAUUGAAUAAGACCGGAAUAAAAUCUGAUUCCAUAACAGGAAUAGGACUACAGGGACAGAUAGGGGUCUCGUACAGGGUAUUCCCCCCUGGCAGAGAGGAUGGUGUUUGCUGGCACUAGCGAGCCGCUGGUUAUUGGCAGUAUGUGAACGCACUGACACUGACUGAUGUUUCUACGUUGUCCGUGUUUUUGUUUGUGUAUACAAGACAGGAUGUGUUUCUGCUGUGUUAUAUGGAUUUUGUACUUUAACUAAUGCCUAAAAGUGAAUGCAUUUGUUGCACAUAAAAUAAAGGGUUUACAACAUGGGCACUAUUUGGGCGUCAGU